Molecule: messenger RNA, 823 nt
Organism: Heterobasidion irregulare TC 32-1
Lineage: Eukaryota; Fungi; Basidiomycota; Agaricomycetes; Russulales; Bondarzewiaceae
Exons: 2
Coding region: 462-677 (71 amino acids)
Source: RefSeq, a predicted model, not a curated record
UCGCGAUGGCGGUGAAAUUGGCGGAUUGUGCAGCGAGGAUAGGCCAGCCGACGCCCGUCAUAAUUCGAGCUGAUGAAACACUCGACCUUGCGAUUUCAUCCAUUAUGGAGGGCCCUCAUGGGUUGGAAAACCCAGACGUGGCAAAUAUCUGCAAGAUUGUGCCAGAAUGCGACGCGCUUGAAAAGUGCCUCAGGAGGCGCAACCGCGUCCUUGUGGAGGACCUUCGCAAUCAGGCACUCAAGAAAAUGCGCGCACCGAACAAAUACCAGUGUGCAAAGUAGGAUGCGUGAUCCACGCCUUGUCUCAGAAGUCACUAUUCAGGUGCGGGGGGCCUUGUUCCCCAGAGGAAAAGCCGCACUAUUGCUCAAAAGAAUGUCAAAAAUUGGUGAGUCAGCAUAACUUGCAUAUAAAUUGUCUAUAAUCAUGCGUCGAUUCGGGUGUAGGACUGGAAAGUGCACAAAAUGUGCUGCAAAGGAAGGAAAAAGGAGGGUCAGACGUCCACAACCCUCACCAUUGUCCUCCCUGCUGCUCCUGUCUCGGACGACAACGAAACUGGCAUGGAAUCUGAUGGCGGAUGGACUCAAAGUCCGAAGAAGAGGCGUGGCAAAAAGACAAGGGGGUCCGGUUUUCGAGCAAAGCUACCCCCCAAGUGGCCACAUGGAGAUUACAACGCAUAGUGCUGAUGCUGAUCUAAAAAAAUCGCUGCAGAAUGAGCUGGCGUCUCUCUUCAUGGGUCGGAGGAUCGCUUUUCUGCCCUAGAAGUGGAAAUCUGUUUCGUAUUUCACAUUGUCAAGUGGAAUUUUGACAAAGGGUUGCAGAGUGG